AGGUUUUUAAAAUUUUGAGUAGGAGUGUGCUUUAGAUAAUAGCAGACUUCUGAAAUAGAACACGCUGAGGCUGGAUUAGUGUGUGAAAGGACUUCUGAGCUUGGUUCUUGGUUGCUCAUCAUAAAUUGGGGGGCUAAGCAUGGGCACAGAGUCAGCCUAUUAGGGCAUGCCUGAGCUAACUAUGCAGCACUUGGCCCCAGCUGGGGAAUCCCAGGACUCCAGUGCAAACCAAAACAAAAAGCACAAAUACAAAGUCUGUCCCUCCCUGACCUGUGACAUUUGCUGUCCCAGGCUGCAAUGCGCAGUUUCGUAUCACCCAGCCGCCCCCGCCGCCCUUCAACAAACAAACAAACAAACAAACAAAAAUGCACAAGGGCACCUCUAUCACGGCCAGUCGCCCUUGGAGCCGUCUCACUCCGUGGACAAGCCAGAGCGUUGACCUUUCUUCCGCCAGAACUUGCUUGCUGCGCCCGCUUGCGGCGUUUCUUCCUGCCCUUUCUUUGUGCAAGCAGAAGACGGGGAAGGGGCCUUUGCCCGCUCUCCCGGUUCUGGCACGUAGCAGCAACAUACAUAAUUCUCACAACACUGACCUGAAGAGAACUUUUGUAGAGGCAGAAGGAUUUGUGAAACUCAAACUCAAGAAGCCCAAGAUGUGGAAAGCAAUCGCUAAAUACUUGUUAAGAAGCAAAGUCCAUCAAGACUGGUCCCGAAGGCUGCUGCAAGCACAAAAGGGCAAGCACAGUCAUCGAAGGCAUUUCUGCCUGAGCAGGGGGCCUUGGCAUCAUUCGCUUCGAACGGCACAGGCCUUUCAGGCCCUUGGCACACAUGCAGCCAUCCAGAAAGUUGAAGCCCUGGAGGCAAAUCAGUUUGUGUGUGUUCACUGGGAAGAUGGGAGUCAGAGCCUUUACCCUUCUGUGUGGCUAAGAGACAAUUGCCAGUGCCCCGAUUGCUUCCUGGGCUCUGCUAAAGCACGUAAACUGCUUCUUGAAAACCUGGAUGUCAAUAUUGGGACAAAGAAUGUCACUUCGAUAGAUAGGAAAAAGGUAUAUAUUAUAUGGCCAGAUGACCACACUAGUGAAUUUGAGGCUGAAUGGUUGAAGAAGAGAUGUUUUUCUGAACAAGCAAGAGCAAAGAUACAAGAAGAAUUAUUUUUACCAGAACGUCAGUAUUGGGGCUCUGAUCUUCAGCUCCCGACUAUGACCUUUGAAGAGGUGUUGCUCAGUGAUGAAAGCACGUACAAGUGGUUAGUCACCCUUAAGAAGUUUGGAAUUGUGCUGCUAACGGGAGCUGCUAGUAGACAGGGAGAACUACUUAAACUUGGGCAACGUAUUGGAUUCCUUCGCCUCACAUUUUAUGGACCUACUUGGCAAGUUCAAGAUAAAGCAGAUGCUAACAACGUGGCUUACACAAGUGAAAAGCUGAGCUUUCACACAGACUACCCUGUUCUGCAAUUUCCACCUGGGAUUCAGUUGCUGCAUUGUAUAAAGCAAACUUCUUCUGGAGGGGAAAGUGAAGUUGUGGAUGGAUUUCAUGUAGCAAACAAGCUUAAGAAGCAAAAUCCCGAAGCUUUCCAAAUCCUGGCGUCUACCUUGGUAGACUUCACAGAUGUCGGGGUUGAUUACAGUGACUUCUCCAUGCAGUCCAAACAAAGAGUUAUAGAUGUAGAUGAAAAUGGCCAAGUGACUCGUAUCAACUUUAAUAAUGCAACCAGAGACACAAUAUUUGAUGUACCUGCUGAAAAAGUGAAACCAUUUUAUGCCGCUCUCAGGAACUAUGUUGAUCUGUUAAACAGUGUGGAUAAUAAAUAUACCUACAAAAUGAAACCAGGUGAAGUAGUGGUAUUUGACAACUGGCGUUUACUUCAUGGUCGGCAGAGUUACCAGACAGGAAGAGAAAUAUCCCGUCACCUCGAAGGGGCCUACGCAGACUGGGAUGUGGUAAUGUCAAGGCUUCGUAUUCUGCGAAAGAAAGUCCUGAGCAGAGAGUAACCACUGAGAGAUGAACUACUUGGGACCCUCGGCCUAUGCAAGGCUUGGCUGUUCUUCCCUCAAAGGCAAAUGGAUCCAAUGUGUUUCCAGUGACUUCAGGGAAUAGCUGGCUGAUGCAGUUCUAUCUAUCCUAUUGAAACCCGGGUUGACCUCUGGGAAAAGGUUCACAGGACAAUCCCGUUAUCCUGAGGAGGGCAUCCCAGUGGCCAUACUUGAUGAUGGACCUCCCCUCUCUCUGUUGGAGACAGAGCUAUGACCGUAGGGGGAAAUUGAGCAGGGGUUAUGCCCUCUGCAAUUUCCAUGGAAAGCUCUGCCAUGGCUCCUCUUCCAAGGUUGUUCCAAGGAAGAGGGAUAGGCAGAUAGGGAAGGCAUGAUGGAGGGCAGAGAGAGGAGAAGGAAGCUGUGGAUCCAUUAUUGGGCAGAUUGGAUUGAUAAUCAGUAAUCAACAAGCUUUUCUGUCCCUUUCUCAGCCCACUACAAGGCACUACAAGGUAGAGGAGCUCAGAGGGAGAACUAGCUAAACUGAAGGACCAGGAGGCAAAAAAGGCCUCUGUCCUUCCUCUUGCCAUGCCUGCCUCCUGUCAGCAGGGCUUUGGAUAGACGGAGAUCCCAUCCAUCAACAGAGUGUCCAUACUGUUGGAUGAUGCUUUGUCAUGCGUUGUUAACAUAAUAACAUGUAAAUGUACUUACCCCCGAUUGAAGCCUGAACAACUUCCUGCUUUUCCAACAGUUGUGAGCAGUGAAAUAACAAGAAUUAGAAGAAUUUUCCAACAUUUGUCUAUGCAUUCACUAGUGGGAAAGAAUUCCUAUGGGGAGGGGCACAGGGAGCUGGUGGUAGAACAUCCUUGGUGAAAUGUCCUUCCCUUUUAAAUCCACAUGGUUAGAUUGCAGCUGGCCUUGUGUUCCAGCCAACUUUUUUAGGACAAUGAUAUCUUCACUGUUUUCCCUUGGCUAUUUCUUCUUGCACUUUUCACCAGCAUGUAGUUUUUAAUGGUGAUUUUUCUUGGAUUGUUUUAGAUAUUAUAGCAAGCUGUUUUGUAGCAGCAAGUUGGAAUAAGAGCUAGGACAAUAAAAACACCAGCAGCACUCUUCGUUUGAAUUUUUAAAAUAGCAAUAUGCAGAGCCUUCCUAUUCACUAUGUUUAUAGCAACAUUAACUGUCUAAAAGCUAAAGAAUUAUCUGGAACAAACUGACACACCUUUUCUUUGAAAAUGGGGCAGGGGGUGGCAUCAGAAGCCCAGUGUAUGGCUUGUGUUGGUUUCCAGUUCAGUCAGGAAACAAAAACAGUGAAACUUGUAAGUUGUAAGAACUGGCAAGUGUUCUUUUGCUUGUUUCCCCUCACUGCUAGUUGAUUGCUGGUUUAGGUUGCAAACCUGGCAGCCCUUAGCUGUUAGUAAGUCUCACUGAAGUAGACAUGCACAGGAUUCUUCAAGCUGACAGCCUCUUAAUGCUCGCUGUUCUGAAUGCAUCUUUCUUCAACAAAACAGGAAGCAGCAGAUCUGGAGGGAAUAACUAGCGCCCCUCCUUCCUUGUUAAGCCUGGCUCAGAAGAGUUAGGCAUCAGUGCACUUGGUGUGCUGCCCCAGGUUGCUUCCAUGUGAGCCUUCUGGACAAAUGCUAGCCCUCAAUUGCUAUGCUUCAGUCAAUUGUCUGUCCAUCCUUCCAUCCUUCUUUCCUUUUCCUUUCUUUCUGAGCAUCUAGAUAAUUGCGAACUCAUUGUUUUCUCAGUGGUCCUUUAUCUGGCACUGAGUUUACCUAAAUUGCUCAAGAAAUCUGCAAUCUACUUUCUCAGGAGAGUAUAACGUAUACUAUUGAGUAUCCAUUAGGACCUAACAACAUCAUCCACACAGUCGUUGCUAUUUGUAAAAAAUGCUCAACUGUUACUAAUACAAAGCAGACUGUCUACAUUCUUGUUGAAGCAGAAUAGCACAAAUGCUGCUGUACUUUUUAAAGUUAAUCAUGCAGCUCGGAAAAGACUGAAGCAUGUAUAAAUAAGGAGAGUCUCUGGCUUAGCAAUAGACAACUUUUUCCUUUUCUAGUUGUUCAUUCAGGAGGGGAAGGGAAGGGAAGGGAGCGGAAGGGAGCAGCAAAGCAGGCUCAGCUCCUGGAGUAACCAUUCUUCUCAUGCUCACAGGAUCCUGAGCUGGCUUGGCUCCCCUUUACCUCCCUCAGUCAAGGAAAGGAAAAAGGGAAAUGCUGAGCAAGAGGAGUAUCGAGGUAGCCUUCACCUCAGCAUUUCUCCCAUGCUUAGAGUGCCUGUAAUCCCUUGAAUUCAGAGGGUCACAGGCAUCCCCAUAGGAUCAUGGCCUUACUUAUCUUGAGGUUACAUUCUCUCCCACUGUGGAUACAGUAAUUACAGCAAAAGCUUGAAAAAUGCUCAUAUAAUCACCAUGGUAUAAUUUCUCAAAGCAUUUAAUGGAUAUCCAUUUAUGUUUAGUCAUGAUAUUUGCCUGUUUGGGUUUAGCUUAGUUACAUAUUGGGGUGUCUAAAUUUGUAGAGGUUUUGAAGCUAAAUAAGACUAAAUCAACACACCUGACAUUACCAGGCCCUCUAGAUUGGUCCCAGAUGGCAAAUCAGCCGUCAGGGUUAAUCCAGUUCCCCACCUCUAGUAUCUUUCCCCUCCAAUGUGAUGCCUUCCUAAAUGGAUGUGAUCUUCCAGAUUUUCUUUCAUGCAAGUUUGACCAUUUUUUUCUUUGCACAAUAUGCCAAGUCUCAGUUAAGAUUUGUAUCCGACUUUUUAUUUAAGAACAUUCCUAAACAAUACCAAAUAGUUGUUUGUUCUUCCUGCUUUGUAUUUUGGCAUCACAUUAGAAUUUGAUACAGUGCAGCACAAGCUGAUGUGACAUAUCACAAACACUGGCUUUUAAUUGCUACUUGAUCCAUCAAUGCUUCCUUUCUUUUCCAUCCAGAAAGUCUAAUGGUUUCUAAUGCGUGUGUAUUAAAACAAAAAUUCAGUGGUCUUGUUCAUCUAACUGUAAAUCAGCUUUCCUAUGUUUACUACAUUAAGAUACUGUUUUUUGACAGGGAAACCCAAUUCCUUUCAUCAGCGAAGCCCAAAUCCUUAGGUUUGAUUCAGCCACUUCAUUUUGGAAAACAUUUUAUGCUUUGAACUCUGGAGCUUUCUGAGAACACUUCCAUGUGUUUAUGCAUUAAUAAAAUUUAGUUUUGGAACCAA
This is a messenger RNA of Varanus komodoensis (Komodo dragon), 5162 nucleotides long. RefSeq names its product gamma-butyrobetaine hydroxylase 1 (gene BBOX1). The record is from RefSeq and is a predicted model, not a curated record. Gene Ontology annotation, biological process: carnitine biosynthetic process. Gene Ontology annotation, cellular component: mitochondrion. The transcript has 8 exons. The coding region runs from base 366 to 1988 and encodes 540 amino acids. NCBI's taxonomy places the organism in Eukaryota, Metazoa, Chordata, Lepidosauria, Squamata, Varanidae. Gene Ontology annotation, molecular function: gamma-butyrobetaine dioxygenase activity; iron ion binding.